GCAGCAGCCAAAAGGGAGGAAUACAUGUGAAGGGUAAAAAAAAAGUUGCUCGCGGUGUAGAGUCACUCGCGCUCCUCCAGCUUCACUUUCAGCCUCCUCCGUUUCCCAAAGGCUCAGUGCGGCCGCGAGCGCUCUCUCCGGUUCACCGUGGCGAGCUGUGGCUCGAACAAGGAGCUCCGCACCGUAAAGAACCGACUCAGACCUUUGACGGAGUCGCCGCGCGGCCACAGGCUGUGAGUUUCGUCGGGGGGACGCAGUUUGGAGAGGUUUUACGCAUUGCGCAGGAUGCAGGCGCGCUACUCCGUCUCCAGCCCCAACUCUUUGGGAGUCGUACCGUACAUCAGCAGCGACCAGAGCUACUACCGGGCCGGUGGUGGAUACACCGGGAUGCCUGCGCCCAUGAGCAUGUACUCCCAUGCGGCCCACGACCAGUACCCGGCCAGCAUGGCCCGCGCGUACGGACCGUACACCCCGCAGCACCAGCCGAAGGACAUGGUCAAACCUCCGUACAGCUACAUCGCCCUCAUCACCAUGGCGAUCCAGAACUCACCGGAGAAGAAGGUCACCCUGAACGGGAUUUAUCAGUUUAUCAUGGAGAGGUUCCCGUUCUACCGGGACAACAAGCAGGGCUGGCAGAACAGCAUACGGCACAACCUGUCCCUCAACGAGUGCUUUGUCAAAGUGCCCCGGGACGACAAGAAGCCCGGUAAGGGCAGCUACUGGACCCUGGACCCGGACUCCUACAACAUGUUUGAGAACGGCAGCUUCCUGCGGCGCCGGAGGAGAUUCAAGAAGAAGGACGUGCAGAAGGACAAGGACGAGAGGCCGGGGAAGGACCCGUCCUCCCGCACCCCGGGCCGGGAGCAGGAGCCGCCGGCGCAGGGCGCUCAGCCGGUGCGCAUCCAGGAUAUAAAGACUGAGAACGGGAGCUCCACGCCGCCGCAGGCCGAGUCCCCGUCCCUGAGCACCGUGCCCAAGAUCGAGAGCCCGGACAGCAGCAGCAGCAGCAUGUCCACCGGCAGCCCGCACAGCGUGCCCUCCACCCGCUCCCUCAGCAUGGACGGACCCGAGCACCACCACCACGGCCAGGCCCCGGCGCAGGGCUUCAGCGUGGACAACAUCAUGACCUCCCUGCGGGGAUCUCCGCAGGCCGAGCUGUCGCCCCCUCUCAUCGCCUCCCCCCGGACAGGUAUCACCCCGUCGCUGUCGCUCAACUACUCCCCCAACCAGACCUACGGCUCCACGACCUGCAACCAGAACGUCCUCUCCUCCAACUCCAACGCGACCUAUCACUGCAACAUGCAAGCCAUGAGCCUGUACGCGGGGGAUCGAUCCACCGGCGGCCACCUGGCCCCGUCCACCACCGUGGAGGAGGCGCUGCCCGACUAUUGCAUCACCACGACCAGCGCGUCCCCGCUCGGGCACAGCAACGUGAACCAGGCGGGCCAGGACGGCCACCACGCGCACCAGGGCCGGAUCGCGUCCUGGUACGGGGACCUGAGCCACUUGAGCCCGGGGUACCCGGCGCAGCAGCAGAACUUUCACUCCGUGCGGGAGAUGUUCGAGUCCCAGCGGAUUGGGCUGAACGGCUCCCCGGUGAACGGGAAUAAUAGCUGUCAGAUGGCCUUCCCGUCCGGCCAGUCCCUGUACCGCACCUCGGGAGCUUUUGUUUAUGACUGCAGCAAAUUCUGAACACUACGAAAAUAACUCUAAUAUAUAUUUUCUAUAUUUUUUGUACCUUUGGUCUUUGCCUCCGCGGACAGAGAUCGAUCUGUUGUCGUUACUCCACAGACACGUAAGUUUCCUUCCCUCUCACUUUGAGAUUUAGUUUUUCAAGAAGUGUCAAACAGCAGCAGCUCGUUGUGACUGUAAAUUAAAUCUAAUAUAGUAAUUUAUUUUUUAGGAGAAAAAGGGGGAGUGGUUGGAUGUUGAGGACCAAACACUUUAACGUUUUCCAGUUUUCUGAUUGUGCCUUUAUUUGUCCUUGUAUAGAAAUAGAGGGGAACCCUGUAGCCUGUAUUUUAUUCAUCUUGUCUCAUUUGUUUAAAAAACCCAUUUUGAAGGCAUUACAACUGUUUCUUUAAUAAAGUGCCGUCUAUUGGAUUUUAA
Molecule: messenger RNA, 2109 nt
Organism: Hippoglossus stenolepis (Pacific halibut)
Lineage: Eukaryota; Metazoa; Chordata; Actinopteri; Pleuronectiformes; Pleuronectidae
Product: forkhead box C1-A
Exons: 1
Coding region: 286-1692 (468 amino acids)
Biological process (GO): anatomical structure morphogenesis; regulation of transcription by RNA polymerase II; cell differentiation
Molecular function (GO): RNA polymerase II cis-regulatory region sequence-specific DNA binding; DNA-binding transcription factor activity, RNA polymerase II-specific
Source: RefSeq, a predicted model, not a curated record